This is a messenger RNA of Fonsecaea pedrosoi CBS 271.37, 336 nucleotides long. RefSeq lists its product as uncharacterized. The record is from RefSeq and is a predicted model, not a curated record. NCBI's taxonomy places the organism in Eukaryota, Fungi, Ascomycota, Eurotiomycetes, Chaetothyriales, Herpotrichiellaceae. The coding region runs from base 1 to 336 and encodes 111 amino acids. The transcript has a single exon.
AUGAAACAACAGGCUCUAGCCCUGUCCACGGCCAUCUGCUGUGGCCGGCGACAUGUGUUGAAAUGUACGACGAGCCAGAAUCGCUUGAAGUCUACUGCGACGAGUACUAAGGAAUCCGGGGACAAAUCAGCUAAUGCAGAGGACGUUGCGAGGAAGAAAGAAGCGUUCGACAAGCUGAAGAAGACACACAAGAGUAUGGCCGACGCCGAUGAGGAGAUGCGACAAGCUAUGGAGAAUCUAGCAGGAGAUGGGGGAGAAGCUGGACUCGAGCUCGAGGACGGCAAACCUGUUUCCAUGAAGAGGGGUGUGCGAGAGAACAUGUUCAGAUAUAUCUGA